CGCCGCCAAACGUGGAACGACGCAGUCCCGCCUCAGCCAGCACGCCAGUAUAAGUCUGUGGCGUGACACGCCUGUGCAGUGUGCACCCCGGGAGCUCACGCACGAUGCCGCCGCGCUCCGCCAAGCCGCCGCUGCUCAACGACGCACUCCUCUUCACCGCGGGCGCCGUUGUGGCCACCGUGCUGCUGCUCGCGCUCGCCAACCCGUUCCCCCAGACGCCCGGUUACUACGACGGAGCCGCCCUGUCCUCUGACUCCGGCUCGUCCGUGGGUCGUGCCGGCCGCACGUUCUACGAUGACCCGGCGCUGGCGUACACCGUGGACCGGCCCAUCACAGGGUGGGACGAGAAGCGCGCAGAGUGGCUGCGCGCGCACCCGGAGCUCUCCGGCGGCGGCGAGCGCGUCCUGAUGGUGUCCGGCUCGCAGCCGACGCCGUGUCGGUCCCCGGGCGGAGACCACAUUCUCACGCGGCUGCUGAAGAAUAAGGUGGACUACUGCCGGCUCCAUGGCGUGCAGCUGCUGUACAACACGGCCCUGCUGCGGCCCUCGAUGGACCUGUACUGGGCGAAGAUACCGGUGGUCCGCGCGGCUAUGGUCGCGCACCCGGAGGUGGAGUGGGUGUGGUGGGUGGACUCCGACGCCGUUCUCACCGACAUGGACUUCCGCCUCCCACUGCGCCGGUACCGCGCCCACAACCUCGUCGUCCACGGCUGGUCGCACCUCGUGUUCAAGGCCAGGUCCUGGACCAGCCUCAACGCCGGCGUGUUCCUCAUCCGGAACUGCCAGUGGUCGCUCGACUUCAUGGACGCGUGGGCUGCCAUGGGGCCCGACUCCCCGGACUACCGACGCUGGGGCGCCAUGCUCAAGUCCACGUUCAAGGACAAGGUGUUCAAUGAGUCCGACGACCAGUCGGCGCUCGUGUACAUGCUGCUGCAGAGGGGCAGCCGGUGGCGGGAGAAGGUGUUCCUGGAGAACGAGUACUACUUCCAGGGCUAUUGGUUGGAGAUCGUGGGGCGGCUCGGCAACAUCACGGAGCGGUACGAGGCGAUGGAGCGGCGGCCCGGAGCGGCCGCGCUGCGGAGGCGGCACGCGGAGAGAGAUCACGCGGCAUACGCCGCGAUGAGGGACGCGGCGCUGGCGGUGGCCGGGCUGGCGGAGAGUGGGGUGCACGGGUGGCGCCGGCCGUUCGUGACGCACUUCACGGGGUGCCAGCCGUGCAGCGGGCAGCGGAACGAGCACUACUCCGGGGGUACCUGCGACGAGGGCAUGCGCCGCGCGCUCAACUUCGGCGACAACCAGGUGCUCCGAACGUACGGGUUCCGGCACUCCGGGCAGCUCGGCGACGACGUGCAGCCGCUGCGGUUCGAUUACCCCGCGAGGCAGUGAGCCAGUGAAUAGUUAAGCGUCGUGGUUGAU
This is a messenger RNA of Phragmites australis (common reed), 1415 nucleotides long. Its product is annotated as probable glycosyltransferase 7. Lineage: Eukaryota; Viridiplantae; Streptophyta; Magnoliopsida; Poales; Poaceae. The transcript has a single exon. The record is from RefSeq and is a predicted model, not a curated record. The coding region runs from base 105 to 1385 and encodes 426 amino acids. Gene Ontology annotation, cellular component: trans-Golgi network; endosome; membrane. Gene Ontology annotation, molecular function: galactosyltransferase activity.